Molecule: messenger RNA, 5036 nt
Organism: Melanotaenia boesemani (Boeseman's rainbowfish)
Lineage: Eukaryota; Metazoa; Chordata; Actinopteri; Atheriniformes; Melanotaeniidae
Gene: asap3
Product: ArfGAP with SH3 domain, ankyrin repeat and PH domain 3
Exons: 26
Coding region: 393-3431 (1012 amino acids)
Biological process (GO): positive regulation of GTPase activity
Cellular component (GO): cytoplasm
Molecular function (GO): protein binding; GTPase activator activity
Source: RefSeq, a predicted model, not a curated record
AGAAAUGAGAAGUAGGCCUACUAUUAAUGAAAGAGCCGUUCAAGGACCCGCAUACACAUUUCUCUCUUGUGGAAAAACGUCCAAACUUUCUCACGUGACUUGUCAGAGUUUGAUCCCUCCCUCACUGGACUCACAAUAGCGCGCUGGUGCACCUCCACGCGCAUGCAUUUGCUUGAGUGGAAGCCGUACUCGGUCUAACAUUAGUUUUGGUUUUAGUUCACUCUUAAAAUACAGUUUUUUAGUAACUCAUUCUAUUCGCAGAAGCAUUUGUCCACACAAAGGAAGGAGAAAGAUGAUAUUUUUCUGCUUUUUCUAAAUGGAAAUAACGUGCGCGCGUGAAACUUUGGCUCACUUUUCUGCUCUGUGAAUGUCAGACCCGUUUCGUUGGAAAAAUGCCGGAGCGAAUAAGCAUUUCGGACUUUGUGGUGCUGACAAACGAGGAUUUGUCUUCUCCUGGAACUUCCAGUUUUCAGUCCAAAAUGAGCGACUGUAGAAACACAGUUUCAGCCGUGGAGGAGUGUCUGGAGAUGGAUAACACAACUCUACAGAGACUGAAGAAGAUGAUCAAAGCAAUACACACUUCUGGACUCUCUCAUGUGGAAAGCAAGGAGCAGUAUAUAGAGGUGCUGGAGAACCUGGGGAAUAGCCACCUGACCCAGGACAACAAUGAAAUCUCCACAGGCUUCCUCAACUUGGCUGUGUUCACCAGAGAGGUCACAGCCCUCUUCAAAAAUCUGGUGCAAAACCUCAACAACAUCAUGGCAUUUCCUCUGGAAAAUGUUCUGAAGUCUGAACUCCGAGACAGCAGAUUAGAACUCAAGAAACACAUGGAGAAGAGCUGGAAAGAUUACGACAUAAAAUUGGUAAAACUGGAGAAGGAAAGGAAGGAAAAGAACAAGCAGCUGGGGAUGAUCAGGACAGAAGGACUGGAUGGAGGGGAGGACAUGGAGCGCGAAAGAAGGAUCUUCCAGCUGCAAAUGUGUGAGUAUCUUUUGAAGAUCCAGGAACUUAAAGUGCGUCAGGGCCCUGAUCUACUGCAGAGCCUCAUCAAAUAUUUCCAGGCUCAGCUCAGUUUUUUCCAGGAUGGCUUGAAAGCUGCAGAGAAUCUUACCCCCUUCAUUGAGAAACUUGCCUCUUCCAUUCACACGAUGCGUCUGGAGCAGGAUGAGGAGGUAAAACAAGUCACUCAGCUAAGGGACUCACUAAGAUUACUUCUGCAAGCAGAUGGGAAAGAGGACUACUUGAACAGAAAAAACUCUGGCAACGGGUACAGCAUCCACCAACCGCAGGGAAACAAAAAGUAUGGGACAGAGAAAUCUGGCUUCCUCUUCAAGAAAAGUGAUGGGAUAAGGAAGGUUUGGCAGAAGAGGAAGUGUGGUGUUAAAUUUGGAUGCUUGACUAUUUCCCACAGUACGAUCAAUCGGCCACCAGCCAAGUUAAACCUCCUGACCUGUCAGGUGCGACCAGACCCUGACGACAGGAGGACCUUUGACCUGGUCACUCAUAACCGGACAUAUCAUUUCCAGGCCGAGGACGAGCAGGAAUGUACAAUUUGGGUGUCCGUGCUGCAGAAUAGUAAGGAGGAGGCUUUGAACACAGCAUUAGGAGGAGAUCAACUUCACCUUCAGGAUAGUGGGCUCCAGGAGCUUUCUCAGUCCAUUAUUGCAGAGCUUCGACACAUGCCAGGGAACGAGGCGUGUGCAGACUGUGGAGCUCCAGACCCAACGUGGCUGUCCACCAACCUGGGAAUCCUGACAUGUAUAGAAUGUUCCGGCAUCCACAGAGAUCUAGGAGUCCAUUACUCCAGGAUUCAGUCACUUACUCUUGACUUGCUGAGCACCUCUGAACUACUGUUGGCUGUCAGCAUUGGCAACACCAGAUUCAAUGACACCAUGGAGGCAGGCCUCCCAAAUGACUCUGUCAAGCCAUUACCACAAAGUGAUAUGAAUGCCAGGAAGGAGUACAUUGUGGCAAAGUAUGCUGAACGUCGGUAUGUCCUGCGCAGAGAAGAAGCUUGUCCAGGUCGGCUGUAUGAUGCAGUGAGAAGCCACGACCUUACUUUACUUCUGCAGCUCUACGCUGAGGGAGCAGACUUGGCCAAGCCACUCAGGUUCCCUGAGGGGCAGGGGGUCAAAGAGACAGCUCUCCAUCUCGCCGUGCGUCUGGAGGAGAGAAAAUCUCUGGCGCUGGUGGACUUCCUCUGUCAGAACAGCAACUGUCUGGAGAAGAAAACCACAGAAGGGAACACAGCUCUUCACUACAGUGUCCUCUAUCACAAACCUGAAUCUCUCAAGCUACUGCUCAAAGCCAAGGCAGCUCUUCACAUAGUAAAUUCCAAUGGAGAAACGGCUCUUGACGUUGCUCGAAGGCUGCAGCACUCAUACUGCAUCGAGCUGUUGGAGCUGGCCCAGAAUGGGAAGUUUAACUCUCAGAUCCAUGUGGAGUUCACAUGGGAGACGCAUUCUCAGGAGUUCUAUGACAGUGAGGAUGACCUUGAUGACAGGGUGAGCCCAUUACCAAAAAAUCGUUCUCCACCAUCAAAUGGAAGUGGGCCAACUUCCUUUGCCCGCUGGACUGGGAGUAAUGGUGCUACUUCAAGCAGCAGACCUUGCCAAACUUACGAGAAUCUAGAUUUCAGAAAUCCUCAAGCCUGCAGUGCCCCCUCUGAAACAUUAAUGCCACCACCAUUGCCAGCUAAGUCCAUCCAAAGAGGGCGCUCAGACCCCCAGAUUUCAGCCACAGCUCAGGAAGGACACCUCCUGCCACGACGCUGCUGUAACUCAGCCUCCAACUCAACCAGUCCUCAGACACGAACAAAACACAGCUCUGCUUCUUUUAAUACAGAGAACCAAGGCCAGAUUGGGAGAGCACCUAGGUCCCCACAUGGACAAGGGUGUCUGCAGAGGGCACACAGGCUGACCUGGGAUGGCCCGGCCAGCACUAGUUCUGGGUCUCAAAGUAGUUUCACACCAGUAUCCUCCCAGAAUCCCAUAGGACCUGUCAGUUCAGAGAAGACCACGUCAUAUCGUCGCACCAGCAGUGGAGGAGGCAGCCAGGGAAAGUGUAGUGCUUUGGCACAGAGCGCUGUGGGAAGCCAGGAGGAGCUCUACUGCAGCUUAGUGGGGACUAGUCCACCUCUCAUCCCAGCUCCUGCACCAGUGCCUGCUCCAGCCCCUUCAUCCUCGCCUACUGUGAGCUGUGCCCCACGAACACGCAGAAACGCUAUGUUUUCUGGCAGCCGGCCACAGAAGCGUGUCAAGGCUUUGGUGGACUGCCGAGCAGUCAGCAAAGAGCAACUUGCGUUUUUCAAAGAUGAAGUCAUUGUGGUCACAGCCACUAAUGACCCCCACUGGUGGGUUGGCCACAUAGAAGGGGAACCGUCCAGGAGUGGGACCUUUCCUGUCAACUAUGUGCAUAGACUAACAGACUGAGGAAAGUCUACUUCUGAAACAGGAAUUUUUGUCACAGAAUGGAAUUUAUCGACAGGACUAGACUUGUUUUUCUGGAUCUAACUCAUUUAAGCAAACUUAGACUAUUUCCACAUGAGGUGAGGAUCUGCUGGCCAAGGGACAUCAGAAUAUGGAAAAGACUCUUUUAUUUGUUUGCUCCUAUUUAAACAUUUACUCAUCCUGGAAAGCAACAAAGACACUUAAAGCUUUCAUUUCUUGUCAUAAACCUUGAAGAACAAUUCAAAGGUACAGAGUUUGUGGGUGUGGUAUAGCUUGCCCUACUGUCCAUGUAACCAUUAAUCACUAAUUUCUGCAGCAUAUAUUUAAGUUGUUAGUACAGAUAUAGGCCAAAUAUAUAAGCAGGGCAAAACCCUCAAGGCACUUUAAACUCAGAAGAAGCUUCUUAAAAGUUGACUGAGCUGUAAAUAUUUACUUUGCCAGCUGCUGAAUAGGAAGUGCUUGUUGCUUUGAGUGGGACAAUAUCUAAAAUUUUAAAUCCCAGUGUCCUGAAACUUAUGAGGUCUGCUGCCGGCUGCACUAGGAUGUGCCUGCCAGUCUGUCUCCAACAAAACGCCAGGCGUCUGUGCAGUCCAGCGAGAGAUCUGAAACUUUGGCCAUCACGAGUCUGGAUAUAACUCACUGACUGCAUGGAGAGUGGAGGAUCCAGUUUCUACUGGCUCCAGGCAUCAGUCUCUGGAGAACUUGGAAUAAUGACGGUGUGUUAGGGAGGGGGGAAAAAAAGACUGACCUACCAGGAAAUGGCACUUAAAGAGGGGCUGUUGGUAUUAGCUCCCUGCAGUAAUUUGUUCAAUGAACAAACGCUUAUUACUCUAGGUCCUUUUAUUUUUUCAAUGCCAGAUAAACAUGAGCACACUUGCACUCAAGAAAGCUGCCAGGAUUCAGGGGCCUUAAUGGGAGAAAGUAUUUUGGGAGAGGUAUCACUGUUACACUCUUAUAUCAGAAACUAAUAUCCAAAUGUAACACAUUUCACUGCUAUACAGUUUUUUGUACAUAUAUGUUUAAACAUGUUUUCCCCCACAUUGUUAAAUAUAAAAGACAGUAUUACUUGUUACCAAUUUGAUGUCCUUUGAUUUGAUAUCAUAUGUUCUGUACAUUUAAGUCAUUGUCUAAAUGGUUGUCAGACAAAAGUGAAGGGAGCAGACAGAGUUGCAUGUUUGUUCAGGGGAUCCAUCUCACUAAACAGAAGAAUACUGACAGGGAUAAAAUGAGGCAGGUUUUCUUCCUUGUAAUCAUGUAGGUAGGAAAGGAGUCUGUUUGCUCAUCACUGUUCUGUUAAUAUUUUCUGGUUACAGUGUUGAUGAUUAAGCAAAGAAGUCACAAGGUUUGCAGAGAUGUGAGGCAGCACGUGACUGCAUUAGAUCUGUGAGUGGAAACUUUUCGAAUGAACAUAAAUGAGCUCAUUUUAGUGAGUAUAUUUGUAACAUACACAUUAAACAUGUUUGAUUAAGGGUUAAACUUGAAUCUUUCUGGACUUGGCAUAAGUGUAUUAUGUAUACAAACCAAAAGACUUGAGUCAUUCACGCUCACUACAAGCAGACAUUGGUUAAAGGUAAGUGCCCAUUCCCA